This is a messenger RNA of Malurus melanocephalus (red-backed fairy wren), 3170 nucleotides long. It is a transcript of the gene LRRC45, whose product is annotated as leucine rich repeat containing 45. Lineage: Eukaryota; Metazoa; Chordata; Aves; Passeriformes; Maluridae. The record is from RefSeq and is a predicted model, not a curated record. The transcript is spliced from 17 exons. Gene Ontology annotation, cellular component: centrosome. Gene Ontology annotation, molecular function: protein binding. The coding region runs from base 1 to 2007 and encodes 668 amino acids.
AUGGAGCGCCUGGAGCGCGAGUACGCGCGGCUCUGCGCGGCCCCUCAGGAGGCGGUGCUGCGGCGCCUGCGGGAGCUGCCCGGGCCGCGGGGCCGCCUGGAGCUGGCGGGGCACAGCCUCUCCCUGCAGACGUGCGCUGCCCUGGCCCGGCUGCUCCCCGGCGCCGCGCCCUUGGCCGCGCUGGCCCUCGGCGACUGCGGCUUGAGCGAGGAAGGUGUAAGACUUUUGUUGCAUGGUCUUUGCUCCAACACCACAGUCAAAUCUUUGGAUCUGAAGGGAAAUAACCUACGAACCGAGGGAGCUGAGGCUUUGGGAAAACUUCUUAGGCAGAACAAAUCCAUCAGGAGCCUAACCUUAGAAUGGAACAGCCUUGGCCUGUGGGAGGAGGGCUUCUCUUUUUUCUGCCAAGGACUGAGAGCAAACAACUGUCUUCAGCAGCUGGAUCUGCGCAAUAACCAGAUUAACCACCAAGGGGCUGGAGAGCUGGCCAUGGCACUGACACAAAAUGCCAGCCUUCAGGAGCUGGAUUUGCGAUGGAAUAACAUUGGGCUUCUUGGUGGUCGAGCUUUGCUGAACUGCCUGCACAGCAACAAGACCCUGAAGAGGCUGGAGCUUGCAGGGAACAAYGUUCCUGGUGACAUCCUGAAAGCUGUGGAACAAGCCUUGGAUCACAACCAAGACCGUGAGGCUAUCCUGARUGAGGCCCAGAACCAAGUGAACAUCCUCAGCAAGGAGCUUUUGAGUCUGAAGGAUGAGAAGAACAAGCAGUUCAUGGAUUUUGUGGACACUGUAGACAAGCAGAAAGAAGAAAAAGCCAGGAGUGAAAGAACGUCUGCAGCACGAGUCAGCCAGCUACAGGAAGCAUUGGAUGAACAGUACUCCAUUAUGAAUUCUUUGAAAACCAAGCUGCAGAUGACUGAAGCUGCCCUGGCUCUGUCUGAGCAGAAGGUGCACAACUUGGGAGAGCUGCUGAAUGCCAUGAAACAGGAACAGAACAGUGUGGCUGAGUGCCACUUCAAGCAACUCCAGCAACAAAAGCAGGAAAGUGCUGAUCGGGAAGGGAAGCUUCUGCAUGACUUGUCUGCCGCUGAUGAGAAAAAUCUGCUGCUGAGAAACCAGGUGGAUGAGUUGGAAAGGAAGUGCAAAGUUCAGCAGGAUCAGCUGUUCCAGGUAAAACAAGACUUGACGAGUACAACGGCAGAACUGAAGCUGCGGGCUGUGCAGGCUGAAGAACGUCUGGAAAUGGAGAAGAGAAGAUUUAAACAAAGCCUUGAAGAYGUGGAAUCCCUUCGGGUAAAAGAGGUGGAUCGUAUGACACAGCACAUGGAGGCCAGUGAGCAUUCCAUGCAGAACAGGAUCCAGAGGCUGGAGGCCAUCAGGAUAUCUCUGGAGGAGGAGCUGAGCCAAGUAAAAGCAGCUGCCCUCAGUGAGCGAGGACAGGCAGAAGAGGAGUUAAUGAAGGUCCGGAGUCAGGCACGCUUGGAGGAGCAGCAGCGACUAGAACACCUAAAAGAGAAGCUGCGGUUGAUGACUGAGUCGAGGGACGAAGCUCAGAACUGCUGCCUUAAGCAAAAAGAAAUGGUUGCUGAGGCCCAGGCUAAAGCCAAACAGUUGARCCUGUAUGCUGAUGGACUCAGGAGGCGGCUGGAUGAACUUCAGCAGGACCUUGACAGUAAGGAAGAGGAGAAAGUGGCAGAGCUAAAUAAGGUGAAAGUGGAAUUGCAGGAGCAGAUUGGGCACCUGGAGGCUGAACGYGCAGCACAGGAUGGGCUGAGAGAGAAGAUUGCAGCUCUGGAAAGACAACUGAAAGCCCUGUCCAGUAAUCACCGUGAAGCACUGCUGGACAAAGAAGGUGAGAUCUCUCUGCUGCUGGAGAAGCUGAGAAUGAAAGAGGCCGAGAUCUCCAGGAUGAGGGAAGAGGAGGCCCAGCGAGCAAGUUUCUUGCAGAAUGCCAUCAUGGUGUAUGUGCAGGGAUCUCCCUUGGGAGCCCACAGUUCUAGGAGGUGAAAGUGUGACAUAAAGGAUCCAAUUACCUGCUGGCAGGGAAAGGGUGAGUAACUCAGGUACAACACCUUCCUAAAUGAGGUGGUUUUCUCAGAGUGGAAUGACACAAAGGCUUGCAAACAGAAAAUUGCUGUUGCUGUUCAGAAAUCAUCCUCCUGACAACAUAAAGGAGAGGAGGAAGCAACCAUCCAGGCUCAUGGGUCUGCGUCUAUGAUGCCUUUUCCCCUGCACUGCCACAGCCUGUUGGUGCAGGGGUUUACUGGUUACUGGGGGGUUUCUAUGKUCCCUGGGGGGUUCUGCUGCACCUUCUGUUUGGAUGCCAGGGCUGUUCAUAGAGAUCGAAGGUGCCAGGAGUGUUUACAGUUCCCUGUGGGCCAGAGCAAUUUGCUUUGCUUGUGGGAUCCUGAAACUGCUGGAAACACCAGAUGCUACCCACUUGUGCUUUUUCACCCAGUCUUUACAGAUGGAAGCAGAGUCUGACAGGGCCCUCUCUGGCUCAUUUACCCUCCCUGCUGUGGCUCUUGCUGUAUUGGUGGGCAGUAGAUACGCAUUUGGCAUAGACAAAAACAGCUGUACCAAGGGACUUUGGUGGCAGCACUGUCCAUAUCCUGGUAGCACAGCUGGGCUUUACCUGUGGUUAAACUUUUACAAGACUGAGUGGUAGGGGAAGGGCGAAUGGGUGAUCAGGUGUCAACAUCUGUGCUUCUUCACUGUGAACUUCAACACUUAGCUGAAGAUGUUGUGGCCAGUAUUGCAAGAGGAUUUCAUUUCAUUAUGGCAAAUGGCAAAACUGUUCUGGCUUCUCAGGCUCCUGGAACUGAGUGCUUUGGCCUUAACCUGGAGAGGAGUGAUGCUUCUGGCUUGACACUGGGGAAUUGGUUCUUACAGCACAAAGGGGAGAAAGAAGGUGCUUCGUUUCCUGGCAGCACAAGUCCUUGCAUGAUCUGGAGAAAGGGAAGGGUUAGGAGAGUCUCAGAGAAAGCAGGAACUGCUGUCAUGCUUUAAGACCAUCAAGCAACUCCGCCGUGGGAGCAUAUCUUGGAGUACAUAUUUUAAGAGGCACCUGGAAAAUGAAAGUUUCUGUAUGGACUGGUUGGUUCGUGUUUAUGGUUUUUUAUAUAAGGUUUCAUCUCCUUUUUUAAUAAACUUUUGCACUUUGCCGUUAA